AACAAGUUACACGUGUUUACAUGUUCUAGAUAAAUCAGGCUCAUGUAUUUUAAAAUAGGAUGAUCAGUUGGAGUGGAAAAUGAAUAUAAUGUUGUGACGUGCGAUUAAGAUGCCAUUAUGGCUCAGAGGGCUGGAAGCGGGCAGAAGUGUGGAGUCCCUGCUAUAUUUGUAUGUCUGGCAGCACUUCUUUGUGCCAAUCUGCUUCUCUAUAUCUACCUGGAUGCUUUCUAUGAAACGACUGCUCCCCCCUCAGCACACAUACAUUGUCCACCAAGCUACUUUAGAGUGGGCACUAUGACUAACUGUACCCGCUGGCUGCAGUGCCCUGAGAUUCACACUAAUGUUCGUCGCCUUAAGCUUAUUGGACAGGGAGCUGUGAAGCAGGUGUAUUUAUCAGAGUGGCAGGGGCAAAAAGUAGCCCUGUGCAUCUUGGCAUCAGAGCAGUAUAAAGCUGAUUUUCUUCAUGGAGUGUCCAUGCUGUGUUCAUUGCAGAGUGCUCGUGUGGUAUCACUAAUUGGCAUGUGUGAAGAAAAUGGAGUGUUCGUUACUGAGUACCACCCUCUGGGUUCAGCACUGACACUUGAUGCUAUUCUUGCUAAGGAUCAUUACCGAAGUCAAGACACCUGGCAAACCCGGCUGCGACUGGCACUUGACUAUGUUGCUUUUCUGGUGUUUUUACACAACAGUCCAGUGGGCACCCGUGUUAUGUGUGACUCAAAUGACCUGCACAAAACACUGAGUCAGUUUUUGCUAACCUCUGACCUGCGGCUUCUGGCAAACGACUUGGAUGCUCUUCCGCUUGUGGAGCCUGGGGGUCAGGGAAUAAAGUGUGGUCACAAUCAGCUGGUAGGGGAGUUUGUUGCCCCAGAGCAACUAUGGCCUUACGGAGAGGAUGUGCCUUUCUCAGAUGACCUCAUGCCUGGCUAUGAUGAAAAGACAGACAUGUGGAAGAUUCCAGAUGUGACCCGUUUCUUGCUGGGUCAUGUCCCAGGCAGUGAUGUUCUUCACUUACACCUUUUUCAGGUCCAUGCAGAGUGUAAAAGACAGGAUCCUAGGCUACGACCAUCAGCGCAUGAGGUUUUGAGCGUGUAUCGCACGGUUUAUGACAGCAUGAAUGAAAGUCACAUGGAAAAUGUGAGAGAAAUGCUGUGAAUGUUAUAUAAUGCAUUUCAAAUGUUGAUGACAGAAUGACAGAGUGAGUUCAGAGAUAGUUAGAAUGUAAUGAUUGAGGUUCAGUAGUGUUUAUUAGGAGAAUAGGCAAAUAACUUUUACUGUAUGAACUUUUUCAGAACAACUAUUGAAUGCAUCUAAUAAAGUUUAAAA
This is a messenger RNA of Trichomycterus rosablanca, 1323 nucleotides long. It is a transcript of the gene pomk, whose product is annotated as protein O-mannose kinase. Gene Ontology annotation, biological process: protein O-linked glycosylation; carbohydrate phosphorylation; protein phosphorylation. Lineage: Eukaryota; Metazoa; Chordata; Actinopteri; Siluriformes; Trichomycteridae. The record is from RefSeq and is a predicted model, not a curated record. Gene Ontology annotation, cellular component: endoplasmic reticulum membrane. Bases 118 to 1152 code for a protein of 344 amino acids. The transcript is spliced from 3 exons. Gene Ontology annotation, molecular function: carbohydrate kinase activity; protein kinase activity; ATP binding.